Molecule: messenger RNA, 728 nt
Organism: Paramecium octaurelia
Lineage: Eukaryota; Ciliophora; Oligohymenophorea; Peniculida; Parameciidae
Source: the annotation of a GenBank genome assembly
CUAGAAUGUUGCACUCAUAGCAGCCACCAAAAAUUCAGAAUUAUCCGGGCAAGAGAGUAUUAAAUUACACAUUUCUCAAAGAAUUGGGAAAAGGGGCAUUUGGUUAGGUAUAAAAAUUUAAAUUACUAAAAGGUCUUUUCUGCCAAAGUUGACAAGACAUCAGAUUUGGUAGCGAUUAAAUGUGUUCCAAAAGCAAAAUUAAGUGAGCACAGAGGAAUUGUUGGCUAAUUAUUAGAUAGUGAAAUUGAGGUAUUAAGAUAAAUCAACAGUGAGCAUGUAAUAAAAUUCAUAAAUUUCUUUUAAUCAGAGAAUUAAUGUUACAUUGUUUUGGAAUUCUGUAAUUGUAAAUUUCUUAUCUAUAAUUAAGCUGGUGAUUUUGAAUAAUUGUGGAUCAAAAGAGGGAAAAAGAUACCCGAAAAUGAAGUUAUUGCAUAUAUGAAAUAAGUCUUGGCUGGAAUGUAAGCCCUACAUGAGAAAAAUAUCUUACAUAGAGAUCUAAAGUUGCCUAAUAUUUUGAUUCAUAAUUCUACCUUAAAAAUUGCUGAUCUAGGGUUCUGUAAGUAAUUGAAGGAUCAAAAUCAACAUGAGCACUUGUUUCUUGGNUAGUAUGUAUUAAUAAUUAAUGCGAUUUUAGAAAAAUGAUAUGUGGGUUAAUUAUUGUACUAAUGAGACUAAUAAAGCCAAUAUACUAGAUAACUAAUAGACAAUAAGAAUAUUUUAGAUACUGA